AUGGAAAAUAUUACAAAAAAAAAAUUUCGUGACCAUAAUAAACAAUCUUCAAAAUAUUUACGACAACGUAAUUUAACUAAAGAGAAACAUUUUAUUGAAAAUUGUGAUGAGGAAGAAGUUAUGCCAUCAUGGAAAAUUUUUAUGAUUAUUGGUAUUGUAGUUUUAUGUUUUGCAAUUUUAUAUCCACAUAUAAUUGGACCAAUAUUUAAUUCAUACUUUUCAUCUACUUCUUCACAAAAAAAACCUUCAACACCACCAAUAUCUCCUGUUCAUCCUGCUUUAAAUAAUCCUCGUGCAGGAGGACCAAGACCUGGUGGACCAAAUAUGCAUUCUGCUUUUAAAAUGGCAGGACAAGCUCAACAAACGGAAACUUCAUCAAUUCGAGGUGGUGCAUUUGGAUGGUUAUUGCCAUUUUAUACUAUUGGUGUUAUGACAUUUUUAGUAUACACUUUAUAUAAAAUGAUGUAUGGUGGUAAAGAAAAAAAAAAUAAACGAAAAUACCAACGUAAUGUUUAUGACAGUGAUUUUGAUGAUGAAUCAUAUGAUGAUGACGAUGAUAUUGAUAAUAUGAGUUCAAGAAAAAUGAGACGUCUUCAAUGCCAGCUUAAGGAAACAGAAGCAGCAAUGACAAAAAUAUUAUUACAAUUAGAAAAUAUGCAAAAUAUGGAAAUGGUUGUACGUCAAACAAUGGAAAUAAAUAAAAAUAAUAGUAAUAAUAAUGCUAACGAGGAUAAUGUUAUGAUUGAAGAAGAAUCUUCAUUGCAGGAACGUUUAACUAAUAAUGCAGAUGAAAUUAAAAAAACAUUAAAUAAAUUCCAUCUAUUAAAUAAAUAUUAUACGGAUUUAAAACAAAUUUCCAAUCAAAAAGAUUUAAAAAGAAUGAAUGUUGAUGGUGAUUAUAGUAGCAAUGAUGAAAAUAGUGAUGAGGAAGAUGAUUUUGAAAAUUUUACCAAUACAUCAAAUGAAUCAGUAGAAAAUAAUAAAAAUACAACUGAAAAUAAUGAAAUUGAAGAAAAAUCCUUAAACAAGGAUAAUGAAUCUGAUAAUACCAAUAAUGAUAUUGAAAAUGAAAAUAUUUCUCCAUUAGAAAAUAAUAAAACAGAAUUAUCAUCAAUGUUAGAUGAUGACAAAAACACGCUUAUUGAAAAAAAUCAUGAAAUUAACACUGAUGAAAUAAAUGAUAAUGAAAAACUGUCAAAUAAUAAUAAAAAUAUAAAUAAUGUCACAAAAAUAUCACGUAAAGAGAAGAAAAAAAAGCAUAGUAGAAGAGAAAAAUAA
Molecule: messenger RNA, 1278 nt
Organism: Strongyloides ratti
Lineage: Eukaryota; Metazoa; Nematoda; Chromadorea; Rhabditida; Strongyloididae
Exons: 3
Coding region: 1-1278 (425 amino acids)
Biological process (GO): synaptic transmission, cholinergic; protein localization to cell surface
Cellular component (GO): intracellular membrane-bounded organelle; neuron projection; neuronal cell body
Source: RefSeq, a predicted model, not a curated record